AUGGAUUUCGAAGCCCAGCCGUAUCAUCUGGCUUUCCGCGCUCAUCACGGUCACGUAGUCACCUGCUUGCUACUAGACUCAGAGAGGAUUCUGACCGGAAGCGAUGACGCGAACAUCCAUCUGUACGACGCCCAUACUGGCGCUUUACAACGGAAAUUCGAAGGACAUGAAGGGGCCGUGUGGGCAAUACAACACGAGGCAGACAUACUGGUAUCCGGUUCGACAGAUCAAACCAUCCGUGUUUGGGACAUCACCUCUGGUAAAUGCCUGCAUGUUUUCCAGGGUCACACAUCUACCGUUCGCUGCCUCGCUAUUUUGCAGCCCGUGAAGAUGAGCACGACUUCCGAUGGCUCGACCAUUUUGAUGCCGAAACAGCCCUUAAUCAUCAGCGGCUCACGAGACUCUACCAUGAGAGUUUGGAAGCUUCCCUAUCCUGGUGAUCGUCAGACUUAUCACGCCAGUCCUCCGGAUGGCCAUAGCGAUGACGUCCACUCGCUGCGCAUCCUCGCUGGUCACCAGAAAACGAUACGCGCAAUGGCAGCUUACGGCGACACUGUUGUCAGUGGUUCGUUCGACUGUACCGUCCGGGUGUGGAAGAUCUCGACGGGUGAAAUGGUGCAUUGUCUCGCGGGACAUUUGCAGAAGGUAUUUAGUGUGGUUCUCGACCACGUGAGCAGUCGCUGCGUGUCCGGGUCAAUGGACAAUUCUGUCAAGAUAUGGUCCAUUGAGACGGGAAACUGCUUGUUCAGCCUCGAUGGCCAUACGUCAUUGGUAGGUCUUUUAGAGCUCAGCCAGGGCGUUUUGGUCAGUGGCGCUGCUGACGGCACUCUCCGCACGUGGGACCUUGACGACGGAGGCUGCAGGGCCAUCCUAAAAGGACAUACUGGCGCCAUAACUUGCUUCCAGCACGAUCUUCAGAAAGUUGUGAGUGGCUCUGAUCGCACUCUUAAGUUGUGGGAUACACAGACGGGGGAGUGUUUGCGCGACCUGCUCUCAGAAUUGAGCGGUGUAUGGCAAGUCCGCUUCGACGAGAGAAGGUGUGUCGCAGCGGUACAAAGAAACAACCUUACUUACAUCGAGGUGUUGGACUUUGGAGCAGCUCGAGAUGGGAUACCAGAGAGCAAAAGAGGACAUCGAAUCGUGGUCGACCUACGCGGACGUGAGGUUGAGAAGGUCGAGGCAGGAACAGAGACGUAA
Molecule: messenger RNA, 1197 nt
Organism: Aureobasidium melanogenum CBS 110374
Lineage: Eukaryota; Fungi; Ascomycota; Dothideomycetes; Dothideales; Saccotheciaceae
Product: WD40 repeat-like protein
Exons: 2
Coding region: 1-1197 (398 amino acids)
Molecular function (GO): protein binding
Source: RefSeq, a predicted model, not a curated record